AUGUCAGCGCCGAUCCACUCUGAGAAGAGAUUCGACGCUGGCGCAGAUGGCGCACAGGAGGAUUCGGAUGCCUUGGAGCGGACAGAGGAGAGCAAAGCCAGGCACGGAGCAUUCUCGCAGUCUCAGGAGCUCAAGCCGACACCGGAAAUUUGGGAUCUUUUCUCCCAGGAUUCUGCCCCCAGAGUGCCAGAGCAACACGAGGAUUCGGAUGCCUUGGCGCGGACGGAGGAUUGGGACGAUGAGUUCCUUGCAGAGUGCAAUGACAUUUUGGCCACGCUGGACCCGCAGAAGACUGCCCUGGUCGCCGUCGGGGAAGAGCAUCCGCCUGUGAUCUUUCGCAUCCAGAAGAACUCGUCCUUGCGAACUCUUGUAAGAGCGUACUCGAGAUUCCGAGGGUGCGCAGAGAGCACAGAAUGGAGUGUCCGCUGUAUGCCUUGCACGUCGACUGUGGAUCUCAGCCAACCUGCCCAAGUGCUACCGGUGCUGCAGCGCAUCGCAUUUGCUAAGGUUCCGAGAGAAAUCGUUGAAAAAGAAACCAAUGAGACAGCAGAGCCUGAGGCAAGGGAAUCGAGCUGUCAUGGGACACGACUGUGCUAG
Molecule: messenger RNA, 597 nt
Organism: Cladocopium goreaui
Lineage: Eukaryota; Dinophyceae; Suessiales; Symbiodiniaceae
Source: the annotation of a GenBank genome assembly